CUGCUCGCGCAGCCUCCGUUUCAUCUGCCCAUCGACCAAGAAUGGGCGUCCAGGGCUUCCAAGAGUUCCUGGAGAAACGUUGUCCCGGGGCCGUGGUGCCCGUGGACCUCCUCAAACUCGCGCGCACGGUGUCGCGGCAGCAGCAGCAGCACCAGCAUCGCCAACUGCCACCUCCUGCAGCCCUAGCGCCUGGAGCUCCACGCGCCUCGAGGGGUUCAGCUCCUCUACAACCGCCGCUCCAGCCCGCCGCCCUGGGUGCCUACGCCGGGGGCGCCGGGCCGACUCGGCAUCAUCAACCCGCUCACCACUUCUACCACCACGGCCAGCCGCAGCCUGGGCUGCCUCCACCUCCGCCGCCGCUACCCCCUUCGCUGCCCGGGGCCCGGGUGCUUGUGGAUGCUGGCUCAGCGCUGCCCCGGCUUUAUGGCGGCUACCAGACGGAUUGGGUGUGUGGCGGCCAAUGGAACGCCAUGCUGGGCUACUUGUCCGCGCUAUGCCAGGCUUGUGCCUAUCCCGGCGGCGAUGGCCUGGAGCUGGUCGUCAUGUUCCCCGGGGGCCUGGGUAAGGACAGGCUGGCUGAGUGGGGCCGUCGGUGCCAAGCCGAGCGGCAGACGGCGCAACUGAUCGUGGGACACGUGGGCAACAAGGGCACCCCUCCUCCACGGGCCUGGUUCCUGCCACCGGCCUGCCUGAGCCACUGCGUGAGGCUUGCACUCAUCCGCUUCCGGGUCAAGGUUUUUCAGAGCCUUGAAGACCAUCAUUUGGAAGUGGUGGCUUUUUUCAGAGAAAAUGGAUUCCAUGGACUUCUUGCCCAUGAUUCUGAGUAUGCCCUCUACAAUAUUCCUUCUUACUACAGUUCUCAUGCUCUGAAACUGAGCUGGAAUGGAAAGAAUCUUACCACCAACCAGUUCCUGAUACAGGAGGUGGCCAAGCAGUUGGGCCUGAAACGAAUUAAUUUUCCCAUAUUUGCUGCACUGCUAGGUAAUCACAUUCUUCCAGAUGAAGACCUGGCUGCUUUUCACUGGAGCCUGUUGGGACCAGAACAUCCCCUUGCAUCACUUAAGGUACGAGCUCAUCAGCUGGUUCUUCCUCCAUGUGAUGUGGUGAUCAAGGCUGUUUCUGAGUAUGUUAGUUCCAUAAAAGACCCCUCAAACCUGGAUGUGGUUGGGAAGGAUGUUUUCAAACAAUCUCAGUCCAGGACAGAAGAUAAAAUAGAGCGAUUCAAGAAAGCCGUUGAGUACUAUUCCAUCACAACAAAACUCUCUUCACUGCCAGUGGGCCCCACCUCUUUUCUAGGUUGUCGGAAUAAUCGACUUGGAAAUCCUCCCAUUCCACAAAAUCAAAUGGGAACAAUCCCUGCUGGAAAGCCAGUGUUCUCUCACCACAUGUCCCAGAAAAUGAAAUAUCCACCAACAUUCCCAAUGGGACCCAGCUCCUCUCUACUCUUCUCCCCCCAAGCUUUGGGGGAAACCCAGGCUUUUUCUGAGGAUCCUAUGCUGCAAGACAACCCCUUUGCAAAUUGGGCUGUCCCUUAUGAUUCCUCUGCAUCCCAGUUUCCCAGUUAUCUGGCUUCCAAAGGCUCACCUACUUUGGGACCAGACUCUUCCCACUCCUCUUCCUCUGAUGGUGAUGAGCCAAAUGGACCCAGUUCUGAUCACGUCACAGAAACACCUCAGCAGCCGCCUGGAUGGGAGGAUCCAAAUGGUGACAGGGGAUCUUGGAUACAGCCUGUGGAUGCUAGAGUUUCAGAUACCAACCUGGGUAAUGGUGAGCCGCACAUCCCAUCUCUACUGUCUAUGUCCACGAGGAACCACAUGGACAUCACCAUUCCACCUUUGCCUCCAGUAGCUCCAGAAGUUUUGCGAGUUGCUGAACACAGACACCGAAGGGGUCUUAUGUAUCCAUAUAUCUACCAUGUCCUUACUAAGGGUGAGAUUAAAAUCCCUGUAUGUAUUGAAGAUGAGUGUAACAUGGAGCUGCCUCCAGCUGCUCUCCUAUUCCGUUCAGCUCGUCAAUAUGUAUAUGGGGUCCUUUUCAGUCUUGCAGAGACACAGCGUAAAAUGGAACGUCUGGCUAUACGGAGGCGGCUGCCUGUAGAAGUUCCAUCAGUGAUCCUUAAAGAAUGGUCUGCCUAUAAAGGAAAGUCACCUCAAACUCCUGAGCUGGUAUCUGCACUGACAUUUCGGGAAUGGACUUGCCCAAACCUCAAGAAGCUUUGGCUAGGCAAAGCAGUUGAGGACAAGAACAGAAGGAUGCGGGCCUUUCUGGCCUGUAUGAAGUCAGACACUCCCAGUAUGCUCAAUCCAGCUAAUGUCCCCACCCAUCUGCUGCUCAUGUGCUGUGUACUCCGGUACAUGGUUCAGUGGCCUGGUGGCCGAAUCCUGCAUCGCCAUGAGCUAGACACUUUCCUUGCACAGGCAGUAUCUUCCCAACUUUAUGAACCAGAUCAGCUUCAAGAACUCAAGAUUGAGAAACUGGAUGCCCGAGGGAUCCAGCUUGCUGCCCUCUUCAUGAGUGGGGUCGACACAGCUCUAUUUGCCAAUGAUGCCUGUGGCCAGCCAGUUCCUUGGGAACAUUGCUGCCCCUGGAUUUACUUUGAUGGAAAACUGUUCCAGAGCAAGCUAAUUAAAGCAGGCCGAGAACGAGUAUCACUGGUUGAGCUCUGUGAUGGCCAGGCUGACUUGGCAACAAAAGUGGAAAAGAUGAGACAGAGUAUCCUUGAAGGAGUCAACAUGAAUUAUCCACCGCCUUCUGCUCUACUUCCAUCACCUACUUUUGUGCCUCCCAUGGUACCAUCUCUCUACCCUGUUCCACUUUAUUCCCGAGCCAUGGGCUCAAUGCCACCCCCCCCUCAAGGAAGGAGCCGGGGGGUUGCAGGUUUUCAUCCAAUCCCACCCCAAGGAGGAAAACUGGAGAUUGCUGGAAUGGUUGUGGGCCAGUGGGCUGGUAGCAGACCCUCUAGGGGCCGAGGCUCUUUUGGCAUGCAAGUAGUUUCUGUCGGUGGGCCAGGAAAGGGGCAUGGAAAAGAACAAACUGGUAGAGGAUCCAAAGGACAUAAAAAAGGAAAUAAACAAAUGAGGAAACCAAGAGAAAAUGGGAUGGGCACUUCAGAUGGAGUUUCUAAAUCCCUGGAGCCUCAUCAAGGCCAGUUCCGCUCACAGGUAAAUGGAAACAAUGGCACAUUGGUCAAAGAAGAGAAGAAUGAUCAUCAUCUUCCAGCUCCAUCACAAUGUGCCUUACCCAGAGACAGCACCAUGUGUAAUAAUGGUAACCGCUACUUCUCCGUGAAGAAUGGGGAGAAGAUCCACUUACAAGAGCAAAAGAUAGGAACUGUGGCACAGCAGAAAGAGGAAUAACAAGUGGAAGAUGGCUUCAUCUAAUCAGAAGAGGGGAAAACCUAUGCUUUUAUGAUUUUAAGCCCAAGUUAGAGGAGGACAAAAAUGCUAACCCUAGAUUUAUGCAGGAUUUCUAUGGAAUAUCUUAUUGUAUCUAUUUUUCCCCCUUUCCUGUCUUUCUCUGGGCCUACAUAAUGGUCUGCCCCUUGGGAAGCUCUGGUGAAAGAUGAGUGGCAGCAAGACUCCCUCCUGUUCUUAAAUUGAAUAUAUUGUGCCAAUAUUCUCUUUGUCUCCCCUAGUAAGGCAUUGACUAUCAGAAAUAAGCUGACAUCAUAUGAGGCCCUGUAGAAAAGUUCCAGCUUUGAUUUUUCUGAGUCCUUCUCAUGAUGAUCAUUUACAAAACACCUGAAGUGAUGGAGUCAACAGUCUUUGACCUCAUGACUUGCUGUUUUCUCUGUGAAGUACUGGAGCCUUGAUAUAUUCUCAGUAUCUACAUCCUUUCACUCUUUCUCCCAAUUCACCUACCCCAGGAUUUCAUACCACUGCCUCUAGCUCUGGUCUGACAAUCAGAUAGGUAGAUGUUUUCAGGGAAGUGAGGUAGUGUUGUUUCAUUUUUUAUUGUAUACACUAAAAUCACAUACAGAAUCUACCAAUGGCCUUUAUACUGGGCGAUUCAAGAGAGAUAGAAAAGUACUAGGCAGAUUUUUCCUGCUGCUGAACUAAAGCAUUGUUUGUAAACUAGAUGAUGUGGUGCAGUUCAUCUAUUCCCUACUGCCCACAUCCUGAAAGGGUGGGAAUGAAUGUGAUGAGAUACAAGUAUGAAAGGGAAUUUAAAAUACCACGUGUGUGUGUAUGUGUAUAGAAGUAUGUGGGUGGAUGUAUAUAUGAAUGUUUGUAUCUGUAUACAUACACAUACCCUUUAUAUAAAGAGACAUAUAUUUAUCUAUACAUAUUUUAUAUAUAAAUAUAUAAUGUAUGUGUGUAAAUAUGUAUGUGUGCAUAUAAAUAUAUAUAUAUGCACGUGCACACACACACAUGCAUUCAUACAUACCAACUUGGUGAUUUCCCAAAUGAUUUACUGAAUUUCCCAGAAAUGCUUCCACUGCUAUGGAGCGGUAUUUUUCAAAAGACCACACCUGAAAAUCCUUACCAAGUCACAGCCCAUCACAAUCAUGAGAAGAUGGACUUCUCUAAAGCAGACAGAAAUACUUUCCAGAGAAUUCCUGUUCAGAACAACAAAUAGUUUUCACAAGCUUAUUCUUGAACAGAGACCUCACAUCCCACAUGGUAAAAGAAAGAAUUUGGAAUAAGAUUAGAAAGAAUUGGACAUUUAUUUAUGAAGGAGCAUCCAGGCCUGGAGAGAAAACUAGUAUGGGAAGUGAUUAUAGGACUUGCAGCUUACUUGGAGAAAAUCUCAUAUGGGAAUCCAGGAUCAAAUUGAUCUCAGGCUAGAAAUGAUUGCCAUCAAGCACUGCAGGAGAAAGAACUAGCCCAGUUGGAAAAAUGGGAAGCAGGGUGUGAGGAUACCAACAAUUUGAUUUUAUAUGCCUGGACUGUUUCAUUUGUUCUUUGAUGUUUUGACUAGUGGAUCUUUUCAUUUUCUUUGUAAGGGAAAAUUAAGAGGAUUCUGGUACUGGUCUUUAGGGGUAUCCUGUAAAAGGUUAUUAGCCCCUUUGGAGCCGCACUCAAGCUAGGACAAGGAAAACAGCUGUUCAUUCUUAUCACAGAGAUAUUCUUAAGGUUACCUUGUAUUUCCUGUUUCCCACCUCAGUAGCUUAAGUAUGAGGGAUGGGAACAUGGCUCACAGCAGAUAAGCACUGUGUCUUCGUUCAGAAAUUGAGGCUUCUUUCUAGCCCCACACCUCCUUUUGGGCUAGAUGAUAAUCUUGCCCAAGAAAUAUAAUUUCUACAGGAAUACAACUGACUAGACUUUUAGCAGGGUUUUUCUCUCUCUUUGAAAAACCCCAUGCAUCUUAACCAUUAGCAGUCCUUGGUAAUUUUUCUCCAGAAGGCUGUUUGCUCACUGUCCACUAGAACAAGUGUAUCAUGAGAGACUGAAAAUAGUCUCAGACUGUUUAAUCCUAUUCUGACCCAGUUUAAGAGAACCCAUCAUUUGCAGGGGAAAGGAGCCCUAUAAUACUUCUCCCCCUGCUCAUUUAUGUAAAACUAAAGCAAGAUGACAAGAGUGCUGUGCACACCUAGACGGAUAUAAUCAGAAAAAGAGUAUACAAAAAUCUUCUCUUUGGUGUCAACUCUCCUGACUUGGUUCCCCCUCUUUUCAUGGACCUGCCCAACCUUAUCAUAAAGUUUGUGACCUCUAUAUGCAACAGAAGAGGGAUUUAGUAGUGGACUUAGAUGGCUUGGAAUUGUGUUUCUGGAGCCAGAAAGGGAAGAACCCUUGAGUUCUACAAGUAAAUAGAAGUAUUAAUCUUCAUUGAAUUAACUCUAAAGAAAAUCUCAUUUUCUAAUGGAAAGUGCUUGAAGUUAUAUAGAAAGGUAUUUCUUCCAUUGCUGCUUCUGUGCACCUUGAAACUAUUUGAUACAAUCAUUGACAGUAUUGUUAACGCUCACAGCAUUAAGGUUCCUUAUUUAAUCGGAAUUUACUGUGAGAAAUAAAAUUGCUGCUUUGACAGGAUGAUUCAAAUUUGCCAAAAAUUUUUGCUAUUUUCCUUUCUACACACCUCCACUUUUACCAGGCCCAACAUAAAACCCAGCUCACUUCCAAUCUUGAUUUUUAUUUGGAUUCAGCAUUUUGGGUUUGGAAAAAUUACUAGAAAGAACUCUAAUUUUAUAUAUCUCUCAAAAUACACAAUUUAGAAGCCAUAAAGACUGAGUUCAUUACUAGAGAAGGAACUUUUUCUCAUUGGGGGACAAAUUGUUGAACUGUUCUGAUCUUUGCUUUGAGUACCACUUUAAGAGACUGUUACUGUUCACUUGAGAUUCCAUUUCUGACUAUGAUGUGACCUUUCUUGGAUAGAGUCAUAUUGGAAGCCCUAGAAAUGACUCAUUUCCUUGUAGAGUCACAAGCAAAUGCACCUGAUUCCCCAGCUACUUACAAUUCUUAGUUUCUGCUGAUGGGUUUUGGGGUCAGCCGAUAAUUCCCAUUCUUAUUCAAUCAAUGGCCAGUCUGGUCUGUACCAGGCUUGACAAACUUCUUUGCUCACUUACAUUUUUUUUCUUUCUGAGCCAGUAGGACUUUGGGUAGACAUUAAAGCCCAAGGAAUGACACUUGCUUUGGCUAGUAACAUUUGACUUUUGUCUCCAUUCUGAUUUUCUGGCAUUGUUGGCCAAGUAACAUUAACAUGUUCUGAUCACUGAGAAAAACAACUGGAUGGGGCAUUAGGGAGGGUAGAGAAGGUGGGGGGGGGGUGGGGGGAGGAAUACUUAUGUAGGGUAGAAAGAAUGUGGAAGUAACUGUUUGAUUAUAGUGAUCCAGUCCAUCGGAUCCUUAGAAGGAUCCUUUGGGCAUGUCAGUGCUACCCUUUCAGCUUCAAAGAAAUCCCCUCCACCUGUUUUUAAAUGACGGUACAAGUAGACCACAGUUUAAAGUAGCUAGUGUAAUUCUACUGAGGUUUUAUCAUUAUACUUGUUCACUUCCUGAUGCAUUUUUCCUAAAUAUACUUGGGGUUUGGGGAGGGGUAAAUUUUCACUUCCAUUGUGUGUCACCCUCCUGUGACUUUGGCAUCUUCUUUUAUUUGAUGUUCCAUUUUCUUUUCCCUGGCUUAUUGCAAUAGUCUGCUGGUGCAAAUAGAGCUCAGUGCACCUGUUUCCCUGUUGCCACUAAUUAAUAUUGUCAAAGGUUAUUUUGAUGUUCAAAGAAGAUAACUUCAUGUUUUUCAAAAUCAUUUUUUCCAAUUUAAAGCAAAGUAAAAAUGCCCCCUGUGCUAGGAUAUGCAUUUUAGCUUUUGACAUUGCUCUUGUACUUUUAUAUAUGCUCUUUUUGUCUGUGUUGGUAGUAACUAAUGACUAGUGAGUUUUAUGUAAAUGAAGCAAACUAAAUAUUUCAGAUCUUAUUAAUCUGUCAUAACACUGCCAAAUCUGAGUGUUUCAUUUCAGUUACUUCCCAGAAGACAUUUCCCCUCACCCCACCCCCUUUAUUUUAUUCAUUUCUCUUUUAUUUUUAGAGUAACAUUCUAGGUAAAGAAACUUUAACUGCAAGGAGUCAAUGGUUCUUAGUGCUCCCUGAUAAAUGAUGUUAUUGACAAAAGUAAGAAAUUCUUUAAUUGUUUUUUUUUCCUGUGUUAAAAUCUCUUCUGUGCUUUUGACAGUGUGCUUAGUGGAUGGAUAAUAUGUAUUUCUCUUCCUCACUCCCAAAUUCCAAAUUCCCUGCCUUUUGAGCCCACCUUACCACAAAAGCUCCAUAGUUUAUUAAUGUAAGUUAGAAUGGAUGCUUCUUAGGGGAACCUGUGGGAGUUAGUGGAAAUGUUUCAUAAAGGAACUAGAAUGUCUCCAAGUUAUUCUGUGAUGGAAAUUAGUCUGUUGUUCUGUUAAUGCCGAUGGAAAGAAACUUACAGCGCUUAAUAAAAGUCUAUUCUUUUAGUAAAGAACUGUGAAACAA
Sorex fumeus (smoky shrew) is the source of this 7892-nucleotide messenger RNA. RefSeq names its product family with sequence similarity 120 member C (gene FAM120C). The record is from RefSeq and is a predicted model, not a curated record. Lineage: Eukaryota; Metazoa; Chordata; Mammalia; Eulipotyphla; Soricidae. The transcript is spliced from 17 exons. The coding region runs from base 42 to 3356 and encodes 1104 amino acids. Gene Ontology annotation, cellular component: nucleus.